Molecule: messenger RNA, 552 nt
Organism: Lacerta agilis (Sand lizard)
Lineage: Eukaryota; Metazoa; Chordata; Lepidosauria; Squamata; Lacertidae
Gene: HINT2
Product: histidine triad nucleotide binding protein 2
Exons: 5
Coding region: 30-506 (158 amino acids)
Cellular component (GO): mitochondrion; cytoplasm
Molecular function (GO): hydrolase activity
Source: RefSeq, a predicted model, not a curated record
GGCGGGGCUUCGGCGGCAGCAGAGCGGGCAUGGCGGUGGCGGCGCUGGCGCGGGGGGCGCUCCGGCGAGGGCUGCUUGGACGGCUGCAGCAGCCGAGGGCGUUUGUGGCCACCCAAGGGCCCCCUGACGGGGAGGUGGAGAAGGCCCAGCGAGCGGCCGAGGGGCCUGGCCCCACCAUCUUCAGCAAGAUCCUGGAUGGCUCCAUCCCAGCCGACAUCAUCUACAAGGACGACCAGUGCGUGGCCUUCCGAGACGUGGCCCCCCAGGCUCCGGUGCACUUCCUGGUGAUCCCCCGGCGCCCCAUCCCCCGCAUUAGCCGCGUGGCAGAGAGCGAUGCCCAGCUCCUGGGCCACCUGCUGCUGGUGGCCAGUCGGAUGGCGAAGGCCGAGGGCCUGGAGGACGGCUACCGAGUGGUGAUCAACGACGGGAAGCAGGGGUCCCAGUCUGUCUACCACCUCCACCUCCACGUGCUGGGCGGGCGUCAGAUGGGCUGGCCCCCCGGCUGAGCCCUCAGGGAGCGACCCUGGAAUAAACACAACAGCAGCCGUGGGA